Messenger RNA from Andrographis paniculata, 870 nucleotides. RefSeq names its product transport protein particle 20 kDa subunit-like. Bases 187 to 594 code for a protein of 135 amino acids. The record is from RefSeq and is a predicted model, not a curated record. The transcript has 6 exons. Gene Ontology annotation, biological process: endoplasmic reticulum to Golgi vesicle-mediated transport. Gene Ontology annotation, cellular component: TRAPP complex; cytoplasm; nucleus. NCBI's taxonomy places the organism in Eukaryota, Viridiplantae, Streptophyta, Magnoliopsida, Lamiales, Acanthaceae.
UCACAGGCGCAGCGUGCACAGGUUCGUCUUCUUUCGUCUUCCUUCUUCCCCAUUCUCUCCUUUCUUCCUUCUUCUUUCUUUUGCUUCCUUUUUCUUCUUCUUCACGCUUGCUGCUCCGCCCCACUACUGCCGUUGAAUGUGUUUUUAGUUGGAGAAUCGACUGAAGUUGAACUGGAGUGACGAUUGAUGGCAAGUACCGCGUGUUUUAUGAUAGUUAGCAAGAACGAUAUUCCGAUUUAUGAAGCUGAGGUUGGCACUGUACCGAAGAAAGAGGAUGCUGCUCAUCAACACCAGUUUAUAUUACAUGCUGCUUUAGACAUUGUUCAGGAUGUGGCCUGGACAACUAGUGCUAUGUUUCUUAAAGCCGUAGACAGAUUCAAUGACUUGGUGGUAUCAGUAUAUGUGACUGCGGGUCAUACUCGAUUGAUGCUGCUUCAUGAUUCUCGCAAUGAUGAUGGCAUCAAGAGCUUCUUCCAAGAGGUUCAUGAGCUAUACAUCAAGACACUUCUCAAUCCACUUUACCUUCCGGGGAGCCGUAUCACCUCAUCCCAUUUUGAUACAAAAGUUCGAGCGCUUGCUAGAAAGUAUUUAUGAAGCUAUUUCAUUGCGGGUGUUUGAAGAUAGCCACUCCGGAAACUGCUUUCAGGUGAUUUUCUGUUUUAACACACAUUUAUACUAAACGAUCUUGUUUCAAUUCUGUAAUUUCUGAGCUUUAUCUACAUCCCAUAAAAUCUCAUUACCGGUUCAAUCACUCGGGUCAUCUUUUAUUCUUUCCAUGCUACAUUCAUUUGUCGAUUCAAUUUGAAUAGUGCAGUUCUAUGCCUGUCUUAAACAUCCUCAUUUUCCGGUGGAAUUCAUCCAUCUUUAACA